Anopheles merus is the source of this 1810-nucleotide messenger RNA. RefSeq names its product peptide deformylase, mitochondrial-like. Gene Ontology annotation, cellular component: mitochondrion. Bases 843 to 1541 code for a protein of 232 amino acids. NCBI's taxonomy places the organism in Eukaryota, Metazoa, Arthropoda, Insecta, Diptera, Culicidae. The record is from RefSeq and is a predicted model, not a curated record. Gene Ontology annotation, molecular function: peptide deformylase activity. Gene Ontology annotation, biological process: peptidyl-methionine modification; N-terminal protein amino acid modification. The transcript is spliced from 2 exons.
UGUCGGAAAGUUGCACAACAUCAGUAGGCCGUAAGCUGACGGUUCUACUUAUAAAAGCCAAGUGAUGAGCUGUAGGUUAUUAGUGAGAGCCCUGUGCCCUCUCUCUGAUUAUAACUUGCUCGUCCGCCUUUACCUCGCCAAAGGAAAAAGGAGGAUUCGAAGAUCUGAUGGCUUUCUUUUAAACACAUUUUAAUAUAAGAUCUACAAGCAUCAAUAACAAAACGUUCAUGUAGAGUACCUAGAAAAUUGCUGUUUAUCCAUUAAUAUGAUUGAAUGCUUUGUUCCCUUAUAAUGUAUUCUUAAUGUUUGUCGAGGGAAUCGAUGCUGUAUUAAUUGAUAUAUUCACGUAAUUGAGCGCACUCGAACUGAAUCGUCAAACUACUAAUACAUAACAGUGUUUUAUUUCCCGAAUGAUACAUUAUGAAGAAAGCGCCCGGGUGGUUUAUGAUCAGAUGCCCUGGUCCCGAAUAAAGGUCCUGAUGCGCUUCGAUUACGACCAUGGAAUCUGUUUGUUGCAUGCACAGGGAGUGUAAGUAAACAUAAAGACACAGGCGGCCGACGCCUUCUUCGACCUUCGCAUUCCCGGAUCAAAUUACGGCCAAAUUAUGCCGAAGCCACCACAGCAACCAUAGCUAAUAAUACACAGAAAUUGCGCCUCUCCAUUGCGAAUCCAUAGAACAAUCCCCACAGGGUGUAAAAACCGGCCCGGCACUCACGGAACAGAUGAUUUUGACAGCUAGCCCCUUGAACGGCUUGUCAACGCGUGUUGUCUCGCUGUAAACAUUAUGUAAACAGUUCUGUGCCGCAUUCGCGCACCGGUCCCACCAGAAAUUGCACGCAAAAUGGUGACGGUACCGAUUAAAACAUGCAUCCGAACGCUCGCCACCACCAGCCGGAUGGACAAAUCGUUUGCCAAGUGGUAUCGAAGUUUGUGGCAACCGAAAGGCAACGACGAACCACCGUACGAUCACAUCGUGCAGCUAGGCGAUCCCGUACUACGCGUGCCGGCCAAUGCAAUCCCCGAGAAGGAGCUCCAGUCCGCCGAAGUGCAGUAUCUGGCCCGACAUCUUACCAAAGUGAUGCGAGCGUACAGGUGCGUCGGAUUGGCCGCCCCACAGCUGGGCCUAUCGUUGCGCGCCUUCGUGAUGGAAUUUAAGGACGAGCUGCGGGACCAGUACACCAAGGCGGACUACAAGCUGCGCGAGAUGGAACCAUUGCCAUUGACGAUUCUUCUUAACCCCGAACUGAAAGUGCUCAACUACGAAAAGGUGAUACACACGGAGGCGUGCGAAAGUGUGCGCGGCUAUCGGGCGGACGUGCCCCGGUACCGGGAGAUACUGCUGCAGGGCUUCGAUGCCACCGGCAACCGGCAAGAGCUGCGACUGAGCGGCUGGAAUGCCCGCAUUGCCCAGCACGAGAUGGACCAUCUGAAUGGGAUCGUGUACACGGACAUUAUGAAUCGGAAAAGCCUAACCUGCACCUGCUGGCAAGCGGUCAAUGCUAAGAGUGGGCGCAUUCAGCUAUCGUUUGCCAGCAAAUAAAUCGGCCACUUGUUAAGAAUGUGUUUAGUUUGUGUAUGUGUGUAUACCUUCCUUAAAUACAUACACACACGCACACCGGUUAGCUGUUUAUUAUGGUUAUUGCACUAACGUAUGAAACGAAUGAACUGUUGGCGCACACAACAAAGCAACAUGAAUUAAGCCCCAGAGAUUGAGGGGAAAGGGUUAGAGGUUUGUGCUUGUGGUUAGCAUGGUUUAUGGUUUGGUAACGAAUGUACGAUUAUCUAAACGGUAACCACGGCUACCAAUUU